GUAUUAUAUUAUUAUAAUAAAUCUGAUCAUUCCAUUCGGACCUGUUUGGGUUGUUCCCUGAGCAAAAUGGCAGCAAUUUCGUCCAAUUCUGAAAUUUAGAGGAUUAUCACUUCAUCUUUCUAGUAAUUUAAUGGCAUAUCUGUACUAACGUUUUUUUGCAAUGCAUUGUGGACCGCAGACUCUUUCAACGCCCAAAAUGGCGGCACGAUUGAAAAGUUGAUGCCGUUUUGUUUUAGUUUGUUUUCCACUUAUCUUUUAUUUAUUGUUAAUAAGCCAGCUGGCUUUAUUGUGUUUGGCCACUGCCCACCGACAUAAAUCCUUUACAAAAAGUACAACAAAAAUGUUAUCGAAGUUUGAAACUUGUUAUUCCAACACUUUUAUUAGUAUGCCGAGUGCCCCCUAGCCGAAUUAUUUUGUUGUGCUAUCUUUUAAAUAGGGUGGAAAUGUCACAGAUUGUCGCUGUGGCUUUAGAUGUGUUCAAGUUUUUUAAGAAAUCCUCCGUUGAAGUUAACAUGAAGAGGAUCUGCACAUAGAGAUGGAAGAGGAUGUAAAAAAAGUGAAAAAGCCAGGUAUUGUCUCUCCCUUCAAGCGGGUGUUCCUGAAGGGAGAGAAGGGGCGGGAUAAGAAGGCCCAGGAGAAAACGACGGAGCGCCGUGCUCUGCACACGUUCUCCCUCUCCCUCCCUGACCACCGCAUCGACCCUGACAUCCUGCUCAACGACUACAUUGAGAAGGAGGUGAAGUAUCUGGGUCAGCUGACAUCAGUACCUGGAUACCUGAACCCGUCCAGUCGGACUGAGGUGUUGCAGCUCAUCGACAACGCCAGGAAGUCCCACCAGCUAGCAGGCCAGCUAACGUCAGAACAGGAUGCUGUGGUCAGUCUGUCGGCCUACAAUGUGAAGCUGGUGUGGCGGGAUGGAGAGGACAUCAUCCUGCGUGUUCCCAUUCACGACAUUGCAGCCGUGUCCUACAUCAGAGAUGACUCCCUGCAUCUGGUGGUGCUCAAAACAGCACAGGAGGCAGGAGUGUCCCCAUGCCCUAGCACUUGUCCAGACCUGUCAAAGUCCAUGACCUUGGGCUCUCUGUCUGAGAGUGGAGCUGUUCUGGUGGAGGUCUGCUGUCUGCUAGUACUGGCAGUGGAUAAUAAGGCUGCUGCAGAAGAGCUGUGUCUCCUGCUCUCUCAGGUCUUCCAGAUAGUUUACACUGAGUCCACCAUUGACUUCCUGGACAGAGCCAUCUUUGAUGGAGCUACCACCCCUACAAGGCACCUGUCUCUCUAUAGCGAUGACUCUUCAAGCAAGGUGGAUGUAAAGGAAGCUUUUGAAGCCGAGGCCAGCACCUUUUCGUUUCAGGGUUCUCUAGAGGCGGGGGAUAACUCUCCGUCACCAUCCUCAACACCAGCCUCCCCUCAGACUAAGACAGCCAGUGAAGGAGAGCUGAGUACCACCGCUACUGAGCUUCUACAGGACUACAUGACCACGCUGAGAACCAAGUUGUCCUCUCACGAGAUCCAGCAGUUUGCUACACUCCUGCAUGAGUAUCGCAACGGCGCAUCAAUACAUGAGUUCUGCAUCAACCUUCGACAACUCUAUGGGGACAGCAGAAAGUUCCUCUUACUCGGUCUAAGGCCGUUCAUUCCAGAGAAGGACAGCCAGCACUUUGAGAACUUCCUGGAGACCAUAGGGGUCAAGGACGGGCGGGGCAUCAUCACCGACAGCUUUGGACGCUACCGACGCACUGCGAGCUCCGCCUCCGACUCAACAACCAAUGGGAAUGGAGCAGUGAGGGGAGAUGGAGACGUGGGCGGGUCUGAUGAGCGACUGGCGCCCUCUGAAGGCGACGAGUGGGACCGCAUGAUCUCUGACAUCAGUAAUGAUAUAGAGGCCCUGGGGGUCAGCAUGGAUCAGGAAGGGGUGACCCCCUAACCUCUAGCCUGGGCUGUAGCCAACAUUGGGUCACCCCUCCGACCCUGACUCUGAUCACCCUAACCUGAGAGCAGACGAGCCAGCCGAGGUCCAAUCCCCUGAUUACUACACGCUGUGCAUCGUUGCCAAUCAGCUCGCAGUGUGAGGCAGCAAACCAAUUAGCUCUGUGUGAGCUUUCACAAGCCAAUUGUAUUGUUUUGCUUGGCGAUCAUAGCCUUUUUUCUGGAACAUGAAGAGCUGGCUGGCUGGCUGACUGGUUGGUUGACUGACUGAUUUGCUUACUGGCUUUGUCAGUCUCUGUGGGUUUGAAUCGUUAUUGGCAGUAUCUGCCAUUAGUGACCCGGAGGAAACUGGGGUCACCCUCCAAACAGCGGCUGUCAAGUCCCAAAAUGACAUCUGUUGUCGCUCUUCACAAUAAUAGUCUGGCUUUAAAUUCCAGUUUAGUGCACUACUUUGGACCAGGGCUGAUAGGACUUUGGUGUCUGGUCCCAAGUAGUACACUAUAAAGUAUUAUGGUUUAACCACAGGCCACUCUUGGAAAGACGAAUACCAACAAGCUCCUCCUGCAUCACUGGUGUCAAACUCAGUUCCUGGAGUGCUGGUUGUCUGCUUGUCGUUCCUCUCCUUCAGCAUGUGUCCAGUGAUGACCUUGAACCCCAGCUGAGGGCUCUGCAGUACGCCGUCACCCUGUGUCCUCAUCCAGGCAAGGCGAGAGGUGUCACCCGUGGACACUCGGACCUCACCCCUCGCCGGUGACCAUUCCAACGCUCUGGGUCUGUCAGAGUUUACGGUUGAACACAGCACACUAAAAAUGUAUUUUAAUUUGAGCGUGGGUAGGUAGCUAAUUAAUGCAGCAUUACCUGCCAGUCCUAACUGUGAGCAGCAGGCUGUGUAAAUCACAUGGCGGCUUGUAAAAUAUCAGUGUUCUUGUUGCUGAACUAACCUUUUGAAUACACCAGGUAGGCAUCUCCUCUGGACAAAAAUAACAGGGCCUUUCUGUCUGAAAAUGGAGCCUGAACAGGCGUUUCAAAUUUUAUAUAUAUACUUUCUAAUCCAAGCCCCACAGCCUACAUUAGGAAUAUCCAUUAUACAUACUUUACCUAAAUUAGCUCUGUACGACUGUCCUUCCAGACAAACUGUUGGCAAUGAACAUUUGACAGACAUUACUGUAAAAACCUUUAUCACAUAAUGUUACUGUAAAAACCUUUAUGUAAUAUGUUACUGUUAAAAGCUUUAUCACAGAAUACAUGCCCCCCCCAGCAGCGCUGCAGUGGGUCUCCCCAGGUAGCACACCGAGGUCCAGGGAGACCUCAGCCAACAUGGCCUAAACACUACCUUCACAUCUACUGGUCUGCACACAAACACCACCCCCGCUCCUGUACUCCCAAGACACAGCUCUCUGAACAUGGCCAAGGGGCAGCUGACAAAAUACCUGAACGUCAAGACUUUUAUACUGAAGGCCACACAUUCAUCAUCCUGUACACCCUCUUCUGGCUGACCGACAAGGGUGCGUUUAAAAUAUCAGCGCCUCCGACUCGUCGCCGAUACAUUUGAGACCUGUUCUGUGUCCGUGCCAGUAAAAAUGAGGGCCACCUGGCAAGCCUUUGGACUUUGGCCUGAUUCCAGUGUUAAACUGAGCAGGUCAGUUGGGAUUUAACUUCAGUGUGUUAUGUUGUUGCAUUAUUUAGGUCAAUCGUUAACUUAACCACCAAGUAAACCCGUCUUUACUGCUUAUGUUGGAGUACGUCCCAAACAGCACCUUAUUUCUUGUGUGGUGAACUUCUUUUGAGCAGUAGGGCACCAAAUGGAGAGAGAGGUGGUUUUUGGGAGUGGUAGUUUGUUUAUAUACUUUAUUUUUGUGUGAGUUUGCUUUACAUUUAUAGUUUUUGUGUCAAAUUUGACCCUCGUAUUCUCAAUUGCUUGGAGAUUUUUACUGAGUCCUCAUUCAUAACUUCUGGAUGGAAGUAUAUCUGACAAAGCCAGGUACUGGCUGACUGACAUUUCUGUGGGAGUCUGUCCUCAGAGACAGACUUAACCACCCUCACCUUCAGCGGUAGACCAAGGUUGCAAUUCAGCAUCGGAACAAUCACUUGGCCGUCAACUGUUGUUUCCAUUCAGACUGUACAUUCUAUCACCUUCAAUACGAUCUGUGUCCCAAAAGGCUCCCUGUUCCCUAAAACAUGCACUGCUUUUGAACAGGCCCCCUAGGGCACUGGAAUAGGGAUACGUUUGUUACACAGACGUGCAGACUGCUGCCCAGUCACCAGACGGGUGUCAUUCUGAACUGUACCUGACCUGUGCAGCUGCUGUUGUGAUGUUUAUUAAAUAACAAAAUGGCUUUAAUAAUGGUGUCAACAAUGGCUAUUAUUAAUGCAGGGUUCCCACAGGUCCUUGAAAGUUUGUGGAUUUGAGAAAACUAAUGAAUUUAUAGAGAAUGCGUAUGAAUUUAGGAGACCAUGUAAUCUGCCAUCCCUGUAACACCGCACAAUGUUCACACAU
Messenger RNA from Esox lucius (northern pike), 4423 nucleotides. It is a transcript of the gene ccm2, whose product is annotated as CCM2 scaffold protein. Lineage: Eukaryota; Metazoa; Chordata; Actinopteri; Esociformes; Esocidae. The transcript is spliced from 10 exons. Bases 536 to 1924 code for a protein of 462 amino acids. The record is from RefSeq and is a predicted model, not a curated record. Gene Ontology annotation, biological process: vasculogenesis; heart development.